CGCGAUUGCUGGUCGAGGCAAGGGAGAAACGUGGGGGGAUCACAAGUAGAUCCGGAGUUGGAGCAGAUCAAGGAGUAGUUUAGGAUGACUCGUAAAGAAAAACUGGAACAGGAGGAGAAGAGGAAAAAGGAAGAGGAGAAGAGAAUCAGAGAAGAGGAGGAGACCAGGAAAAACUUAGACUUCGCGAGGAAAGCGGAGGAGUUUAAGCAACAGCUGUAUGCGAAACUCUUUGAGGAAUGGAGGAAAAACCAGGCAGACGCUGUGAAAGCAACGGAGAAGAGUGGAAAAUCGGCGAAGAAGACGAGGAAGAAAAAGAAGAGGCACCUGACAGAACAUGGCGGACCAAAGAGGCAGAGAGCUCGAAGGAAAAGGAGAAGUAGUGAUUCAAGUGAGGACUCGGAAUCGUCGUGCUCCACCGAUGACGAGAACACGUCAGAAGAUACGUCGUCAGGAUCUGAAAUGAGUGGAAAGAUCACACGGAACAAGGAGCGCGUGAGGCGAGGGACCGGGAACAAGAGGACCAAGGCCAAGAUGAAGAACAACAAGGACAAGGGGAAGAUCGAAGAGAUGCGCACACCAAUAAGGACUUACUUUAAUUUACCAAAGCAUGAGGCACGUGUGCUGACGAGAUUCGAGGAUCUGGAUUUGCCAGGAUUUGUGAAAAAUGCGAGGAACAUUAUGAGACCGGCAAAGGCUAAUAGCGUGGGAGAAAUUGCACGCGCUAUCUUGGAGGCUUGUAAGCAUCUUAAAGGAGUGUCAAUACCUGCAGUAGACUUAGAAGAGGUGUGGACCGAUAGAAGGGAGGGGACGGCGACAUGGACGGACAGCGAGGUACGUGAGUGGGGUAACCAUUUUAAGGGGUUGGUGCUGACAACGAUAGAUCGGAAUCAGGGGAAUACCGCUGUCAUGUGCUCGAUCCUAUAUCGACACGGGUUCGGGAAGACCUUUGCUUGGGAGGCGAACUACGAGCUCAUCGGUGGAUUGGAUGUGGAAGUAGACACUGUUAAGGAAAUCGGGGAGGAUUUCCAUAGGCACCGCCUGGACACAAUAGGGAAGUGGAGGGUCGAUGGUAAACUGGGGGCAGCGUACGUCAUCCCGAAACACAAGGACCUCACCCGUUGGAGGCCCAUUGCACCAGCACCAGCGGACCCUGCAGCACUUGCACAGAAAAGAGUAGCGAAAGCGCUGCAAUGUUUGCUGAAGCGACUGGCUGAGAAUAACACGUCUAUCUCAAUUCUAUUUCUGAGUUGUCUGAGCAGUUGGAUGCCACGACAGUGAGGAUGAGAGCGGCGGGAUGCGAGCGAGCGGUAGGGAGAUGCUACGACAUUAAAGACAUGUUUUCAAGGAUACCGCACGAUGCUGUUAAGGACAC
Messenger RNA from Chara braunii, 1372 nucleotides. The record is from the annotation of a GenBank genome assembly. NCBI's taxonomy places the organism in Eukaryota, Viridiplantae, Streptophyta, Charophyceae, Charales, Characeae.